Messenger RNA from Lecanosticta acicola, 1577 nucleotides. The record is from the annotation of a GenBank genome assembly. Lineage: Eukaryota; Fungi; Ascomycota; Dothideomycetes; Mycosphaerellales; Mycosphaerellaceae.
AUGGUCGCCUCUUCCGCCGGCACGCUGCUGCUACGCAGUCUGUUUGGUACGCCAGCCAAGGCCGGAGAUGGUACUGUCAAGCCAGCUACAGUGCCAUUGGCAGCACAUAUCUUCUCGGUAUGCAUUCCCGUAUUAGAGCGAGGGGAGACGCUGACGAUGACGACCUAGAUGUGCCUCUCACUUAUCACGCUACCCGUCCUCGGAGUCUGUCUGACCCGCCGGAUUGAGAGAAUACACAAAUGGUCGCGACUACCUGUCUCUGCUUGGUUGCUGCUGACCAUAUACGUCGACUCGUUUUUGUUCAUCUUUGCCACGGCUCUCUUCAAAGACAUCGGCACCAACAAGUCAGCCGACCUCUGCGAGGGGGCGAUCCUGCUUUGUAUGACAAGUUUUCGUCGAUCGAAGUCGUACCGCUAACGUGCUUCGCAGGCCUGGUAUGCUACAUGAGCACCAAAGUGUUGAUCUACACUUUUCUGGUUGAAAAAGCAGUAAGCCGACUUGCACCAGUUCAUAUCGCCUCCUCUGAUCAUGUUAAUAGUGGGUCGUGCGAGGACGUCUACACCGGCGCAAGGAGUCGAAGCUCUACUUGUUCAAUUGCUUUGGCAUGCUGCUACCAUAUGGAAUCUGUGUCGUGUUGAACUUCUUAUGGUCAGUCUUCUCUCGCCUCCAGAGCCGCAAACUAAUGGUAUCCCAGGCGAAUCUCGUUCAUCAACACACAUGGAACAUGCAUCAUCGGAAUCCAGAUCAAGGCGUUGAUGGCUCUGAUCGUCUUUGAGGUCAUUGUCAAUAUCUACCUGAACAUUCUGUUCAUUAUACCUCUGCGAAGUAAGUCACCAUGCCUUGACGCGUGCUGUUAUGUAUGAGCUAACGCUGUCUGCUAGAGCUUUACUCGUACCGACAUGGAAACGGCAAUAUGAGACGAUUGGCCUUCCGGGCGUUCAUCGGUAGCUGCACCACUCUGCUCUCGAGCGUCGUCAACCUUUCGGUUCUCAUGUCGGUUGGAGGUGAGCCAGGCUGGAUCUGUCUCAUGCUCUGUAAUCUUGACAGUGAGUCUCGCCCUCGUCUUGCCCUCGGCUUCUUCACUCACUCUCUUAGUCCUCUUCUGCGGUCUCGUCCUUCACUGGGUGACAGCCUUCGACUCGAACGGCAGCUUUCCUCAAGCCCAUGGCCCUAGGCCUGCAUGUUCCUGUUCUGCUCCCGGCGCCUCCAACAUGACCGGCUCCACCGCCGUCGGCGCUCUUGUCUCGAACGCCACAUGCCAAGUUCCGGAUCCCGUAUACGCUCAGCGGAAGCAACGUUGCAGCGAUGAAGAUUUUCCGGAAAGCUGUUGGAAGGCUCAUCCUUGGGAUAUGGCAGGACUCCCGCCUUCGUGCGGGGGCCCUCAGGCCGCGCAGACUGCCCCAGACGGUGCGCCCAGCAGUAGCUGCGAGACUAGUCCUGGGGGAAAGAAAGAGCAGGAGGAUUUGAGGGGAGAUAGUGUCACUGAAGUUGACGAGACAGAGAGAAUAGAGAUGGAACUCGGUGAAAGGGGGUGUACCCAUGGCGAAGGGGACAGAAUUGAGAAGUGCGAGGUCUGA